ACAGACUGCGUGAGAUCAUCUAAUUUCCUUCUGUUGUCUCAUUUUUUUUUUUUUUUCGCUCUUCCUGUCUCUCUUGUGUUCCCUUCAGAUGAAUUCAAAGCCUUCCUGAAGCGGCUUCCCACCGACCGAUUUUUAAAUGUGUCCACGGUUGCCAAGUUCUGGUCAGCUGACCUGCCCCUGCAGAAGCGCUAUGCUCAGCUGGAGGCCAGCACUGUGCUGGUCUUGGGAAAAGCCCAAAAGAUAGUGAGGAAGCUCUUCACCCUGAGCAAACGCUGCCCCAAGCAAGCCCGCAUAAGUCUGCCUCGAGAAAGGCCUGUUGGCUUUUGGCUGGGCACGGCUCAGUCUCUGCUCUACUGCAACGAGCAUGGAGUCCUGGGGACGUUCUCUGAGGAGGCUAAAAGCUGCACAUGUCCUGUGGACCAGCCCACCUGCCAAGGAGCAAUCCCCUGUGUUGUGGGCACCUCUCCCAACUCCUGCUCCCAGUGUGCCACCGACAAUGCCACCCGAUGCGGAGCCUGUCACCAUGGCAACAUCCUCCAUCUUGGUUCCUGCCGUCCGAGCGUUGGGGCCUCGCUGGACCAUUACCUGAAUUUUGACCUGGACAUGCCAGAUGCUGAGGUGAAGUACUUGCUUCAGCGACUCGACAGCAGAAUUGAGGUCCACGCCAUCUACAUCAGCAAUGACGUCCGCUUGGGAAGCUGGUUCAAUCCUGCCUGGAGGAAAAGGAUGUUACUUACACUCAAGAGCAACAAGAACAAAUCCAACCUCAUCCACAUGCUAAUGGGUAUUUCUUUCCAGAUAUGCUCAACUAAAAAUUCGACACUGGAACCUGUGCCUGUCAUUUAUGUAAAUCCUUUUGGGGGCAGCCACUCGGAGAGCUGGUUCAUGCCCGUGAAUCAGCCCGAAUUCCCUGACUGGGAGAGAACUAGACUGGACAGCACUCCCAAUGCGCAGUGUUACAACUGGACACUGUCACUGGGGAACAAGUGGAAGUCUUUUUUUGAAACGGUCCACAUCUACCUACGGAGCCGCAUCGUCACGGACGAUCCGACGGUGAACGAAACUCUCUUUUACGAACCUUUGGAUUUGGAUGAUCAGACGUCAAACUUGGGCUACAUGAAGAUCAACACUCUGAAAGUCUUUGGAUAUAGCAUGCACUUUGAUCCUGAAGGCAUCAAGGACCUGAUUCUCCAACUCGACUACCCCUACACACAGGGCACGCAGGACGCUGCCUUUCUGAUGUUGCUGGAGAUGAGAGAUCGGAUUAACCGUCUGUCUCCACCGGCGCCACAGCCACUUGACCUGUUUUCUUGUCUGCUGCGGCACCGCCUCAAGCUGUCUGCAGGAGAGGUGGCACGAAUCAAGGAUUCUCUGCAGAUCUUCAACUCCAAGCUCCCCAAUGCUUUUCCAGAACCUGACCUGGCCCAGCUUUGCAGCUAGCUAGAUUAGCACUCUUGGUUCAGGAGUUUUACUGCACCCAGAGUGGAGUUGCUGCUUCAUGGACAAUCCUAUGUUGGGUACACAGAAGAUUAACCUACUCCGAAAGUCUUAUGCUGGGCCUUUCUUUUCUUUCACUUUUUUCAUUGGUUGGUAGGUGCAACUUGUUUCUUCUGUAGAGACUCUGCUUUACCAAUCGGAUGGAGUACUUUUGCUAUUACUGCCGUGCUUUUGGUGAACUCUCUGACCGGACCGGGUCAACCAUCUUAUCUAUUCUCAAAAGUCUGUUAUUUUUGUUUGUUUUGAACUGCAGAGAUACUGUAAUCUCUGCCAAGAUUUGAGAUUUGAUCUUAGGAAGAAGAACUUUAGAGUGGAGUUGGAAAAAUGUGUCAAAAGAAGAGGAUUUUCCUUUUAUAACUAUUUUCGUUGGAAAAAGAACAAUUGGGUUGGGGAUGGAGAGUAGUUAUAUUAUCCAUGUGGUGAAUAAGUUAUGUUAUGCUUAACAGUUUGAAAUUUGAUAACCCUGACCCCUGCUAAUGUCUUUGAGAAUUUAUUUUUAAUCCACAUCUUCCAUUCUAUCUGGCAUUUUAAAACGUAUAUCUAUUAUCAUCCAAACGAGAAGCCUGUUAGUGAUGUUCUGUUCAUGGUGGUGUGUCUGUGCCAAAAGCAGAAGAACACAUUGGCAAAUCUGAGUGGAAAAAAACAUUGGCAUAUGCUGUCUUUUCUUACUCUUUUAACCUGAAAGUGGCAGAAAGAAAUCACGUGACGUGAUAACAAGGGGGAUCUGUGGAUGUAGUGCUGUAAAUAAUGCUCCAUUUAAUUCAAGAUUGUGGACAAGUGCACAUUGCUUUCUAGAUAACCGAGUAAAAGACCAAAAAAAAUGUUUAUAACAAAACAGACUCAUGCCUUAUAUGGAAAGUUAAUGUUAAAACAAGAAGCACAUUUAAUUUCUGUGUUUGGUUUUGAAGCAAAAGGUUGUUUCGCUUUUUAUAUUUCUACCAGGACAGAACAACAGACAGAAUCUCCAGAGUAUGUGAUGAUGUAGCUUUUCUAUGUACAGCAAAUGCCAGUCACAUUUUCUGCUCUUGUUUCAAUUCAGUGUUGUGGAGGAAUUUGAAUCACUUUUCACAGUGCCCACCAGUACUUGCACUAUGUAACUGUUCUGCAAAAUCUCCAGUUAUACAAAAUCUUUGUAACUGAUGGAUCUUUUUUUUUUUUUUUUUGCUUUGAAUAUGGUUUUCAAAGUUUUAAACAGCUUGGUUUAGUCUCAUGUUUUUAAGUCGGUAUUUGCUUUUCGUCAAUCUAGCUUUCUUUUUUUCUUCUCUCUUUAUGUGGGUCACACUUCUAGCAGCAGUUAUCACGGCAAACGCACGGUCAGAAAGUUUAUCUCGGGCAGUAAGGGUCCCUUCAGAGUCGCAGACUUACGAGUAUGACACUUGAUAUGAUGGUACAUUUACUUUGCCAAUUUCUCACAGUAAACCCUGUAUGUCAUUUUCAGCUGUUCUGUGCUCAGCUUGCUUAAGUAAAAGCAAAGUGUUUUAUCUA
Poecilia latipinna (sailfin molly) is the source of this 2982-nucleotide messenger RNA. RefSeq names its product BMP/retinoic acid-inducible neural-specific protein 3-like. Gene Ontology annotation, cellular component: dendrite; cytoplasm; neuronal cell body. The transcript is spliced from 3 exons. NCBI's taxonomy places the organism in Eukaryota, Metazoa, Chordata, Actinopteri, Cyprinodontiformes, Poeciliidae. Gene Ontology annotation, biological process: cellular response to retinoic acid; nervous system development; negative regulation of mitotic cell cycle. The record is from RefSeq and is a predicted model, not a curated record. The annotation marks the transcript as partial.